AUGGGAAGCAAAGGAGGCUUCACCCUGCUCGGGCUCCUGAUCAUCCUUUCUGUCCUCUGUGAUUCAGGUCAUGGCCUGCGGUGCUACACCUGUCUCAACCCAGGGGGUGCGUGCGAUGUCAUCACCAACUGCUCCGUUAACCUUGAUGCAUGUCUCUUUGUCAAAGCCGAGACGCGGACAUACUACCAGUGUUGGAGUUUCAAUAACUGCAACUACGAAUACCUCUCAAAAAAUUUAGGAGAGAAGACUCUGCAGUAUGAAUGCUGCAAGAAGGACCUGUGUAACAAAAGCGGUGGGACGAGCAUAACAGGGACCAUCACUCUCCUGGUGACUUCGCUGUUCACGGCACUCUGGAGACUUCUCUAA
Messenger RNA from Pipistrellus nathusii (Nathusius's pipistrelle), 366 nucleotides. The record is from the annotation of a GenBank genome assembly. Lineage: Eukaryota; Metazoa; Chordata; Mammalia; Chiroptera; Vespertilionidae.